GCAAGAUACAGUAGUAGCGUAAAGCUCGAGAUAUUCAGCCGCACGUACGCCUUAUUACCACCUGCGGCCAAAGGAGAGGCGGUGAUGUCGCAGGAACGAGAUUGGUCGUCUCUCCCGGUGGACCUGCUUAUCCUCAUCCUGAAGCGUCUGCGGUGGUCGAGCCACCCGAGUAUCGCCUUGGUGUGCCGACAAUGGAGCUCGGCCAUGUCGCCCUUCUAUCCGGUGUGGAUCACCCCGCUCCUGCUAAACACCACCGACGUCGGAACCACCAAUGUCCGCUACUACAGUCCCUACUUCCAGAAAAACUUCGAGAUUGGCGACACCCUAGAGGCACCUGACGCCAAGAUCUGUUACGCCAACGGAAGGUUCGAACAUAUCAUCUACGAUGGUAUGGGCAAGAUGUUCGGCAUCAGUACGCUUGCCGUCCAAGUGAUUGCUUGUUGCAUGCAAAACAGCGACGGGGUGUGGGAACAUUGGGAGUACUCCUACCCCGACAGGACAAAGUUCACGGCGUCACCAGGGUCCAACCCUGUGCUCCACCACGGCUUGAUCUAUCUACUAUUAGAAGACGGAAGAUUAGCCGUAUGCGACGAGCGCAGACACGAAGAAGGAUUUGAAAUUCUUGAGAAGCCACGGGGUUUCGGGUUUGUAUACGAAGACAGCUACUUGAUCGAGUCCGGCCAGGGCGAGCUGAUGGUCGUCCUCAUCGGCCGACGCGGGUCACCUGUCGACGUCUUCAAGCUCAAUGGACCCACGAUGGAGUGGGACAAGAUGGAGAGCCUAGAUGGCAGGGCUUUGUUUACGGGCACACUCACGACCAUAAUGAAGAAGACUACCAUCAAGUCAGAUGCAGAACAAGAUCUUCCUCCCAAGACUCUAUGAUUGGCCGGACAUUGUUUAUGCUGACUUUGUUCUGUGCGACGGUAAUUUGGCUUUGUGCCGGGGUCGCCACGUGUUGAUAACAAGGUGAAGGUUGGCAA
Molecule: messenger RNA, 980 nt
Organism: Triticum aestivum (bread wheat)
Lineage: Eukaryota; Viridiplantae; Streptophyta; Magnoliopsida; Poales; Poaceae
Exons: 2
Coding region: 85-882 (265 amino acids)
Molecular function (GO): protein binding
Source: RefSeq, a predicted model, not a curated record